Messenger RNA from Siniperca chuatsi (mandarin fish), 14669 nucleotides. Its product is annotated as sodium/myo-inositol cotransporter-like. NCBI's taxonomy places the organism in Eukaryota, Metazoa, Chordata, Actinopteri, Centrarchiformes, Sinipercidae. The record is from RefSeq and is a predicted model, not a curated record. The transcript is spliced from 2 exons. Gene Ontology annotation, biological process: inositol metabolic process; transmembrane transport; myo-inositol transport. Bases 411 to 2546 code for a protein of 711 amino acids. Gene Ontology annotation, molecular function: D-glucose:sodium symporter activity. Gene Ontology annotation, cellular component: plasma membrane.
CGUAAAGCACAGAGAAGACAACGGGCCACAAACGUCAAAUCAACAUAUUGACAAGGAGCACUGCGUGGCGUGGAAGCAGCGAUCUACGGGUCUCCAGGAGAGUCACUUCGUCUUCAUCCAUAUCUCUCCUCUGAGGUGAAUGUUAACUCUAGGCUUUUCUAGACCAGUGGCCUACAACAUCCUCCUCUAAAACUAGAACGACCUCAGUGCCGGUGGAUAACUCCCUCCGAAGCACACCUAGUGAAUUUGACCUGACAGUGGAUACUACAGCUUCCAUCCAGACAGCAAACCAAAGCAGAGCAUUUGCAUUGCUCCUUUUUUAAUAAUUAAAUCAUAACUUUGACUAUUUGUAUUCCCUUUUUUGCAAGGAUUCAUAUAGCUGUGAGAUUUUUUUUUUAAAAUCUAUAAAAAUGAGUCCUGGAAUGGAAGCAGUGGACAUAGCUGUGGUAGCACUGUAUUUUGUCCUGGUGCUAGUCAUCGGGUUUCUUGCCAUGUGGAAAGCCAAUCGCAGCACUGUGAGUGGCUACUUCCUGGCUGGACGCUCCAUGACGGGGAUAGUGAUAGGCGCAUCACUCUUCGUCAGCAACAUUGGCAGUGAACAUUUCAUAGGCCUGGCUGGGUCAGGAGCAGCAAGUGGCUUUGCUGUUGGAGCAUGGGAAUUUAAUGCACUUCUACUUCUGCAGCUUCUUGGCUGGGUGUUUGUCCCUGUGUAUAUCCACUCGGGAGUCUACACCAUGCCUGAGUACCUCUCGAAACGCUACGGCGGCAACAGGCUAAAGGUUUACUUUGCUCUCUUGUCUGUGUUACUUUACAUUUUUACAAAGCUGUCUGUGGACUUGUAUGCUGGAGCUCUCUUUAUUCAGGAGUCCAUGGGGUGGAACCUUUAUGUGUCUAUUGUACUGCUCAUCAGUAUGACUGCACUGCUCACUAUCACUGGUGGAUUGGUGGCAGUAAUGUACACAGAUGCACUUCAGGCAGUGUUGAUGAUUGGUGGAGCCCUAACCUUAACUAUCAUCAGCCUAGCCAAAGUUGGUGGGCUAGAGGGUGUCAGAACUAAGUACAUGCAGGCAGUUCCCAAUGUUUCUGCUAUAAUGGCCACUGGAAACUUCACCUAUUCUCCUUCCUGCCGCAUUGAGCCUAAACCAGACUCGCUACGCAUCCUUCGAGGUCCCCUAGAUGAAGACAUCCCAUGGCCAGGCUUCAUUCUUGGCCAGACCCCUGCAUCUAUUUGGUACUGGUGUGCAGACCAGGUCAUUGUUCAGAGAGUACUAGCAGCAAAAAACAUUGUUCACGCUAAGUGUUCUACACUCAUGGCUGGAUUUCUCAAGAUCCUGCCCAUGUUUUUAAUAGUCAUUCCAGGAAUGAUCUCCCGCAUCAUGUUUGCGGACGAGAUUGCCUGCAUUGGGCCAGAGCACUGUAUGGCUGUGUGUGGUUCUCAGGCUGGCUGCUCAAACAUUGCCUACCCACGCCUGGUCAUGGCAGUGAUGCCUGUGGGCCUCAGGGGUCUGAUGAUGGCAGUCAUGAUCGCUGCCCUGAUGAGUGAUCUAGAUUCGAUCUUCAACAGUGCAAGCACCAUCUUCACACUGGACAUCUACCAAACUUUUCGAGGGAAGGCGUCUCAGCGGGAGCUGCUGACUGUGGGCCGCAUGUUUGUUGUGCUCAUGGUGACGAUCAGCAUCGCCUGGGUACCUGUUAUUAUUGAAAUGCAAGGUGGACAGACAUACCUCUACAUCCAGGAAGUUGCUGGCUACCUCACUCCACCAAUUGCUGCCCUCUUUCUGCUAGGUGUGUUCUGGAAACGGUGUAAUGAGAGGGGUGCAUUUUGGGGAGGCAUGACAGGUUUCACAUUUGGUGCCCUACGACUGAUACUAGCUUUUAUUUACCGCCAGCCUCCCUGUGACCAGCCAGAUGAUAGGCCUGCCUUCAUUAUUAGUGUUCACUACAUGUAUUUUGCCGCUGGGCUGUUCUGGAUAUCAGGAUUGGUGGCAGUGGUGGUCAGCCUCUGCACCUCUCCACCAGAUGAGGAGCAGGUUCGCACCACCACAGUCUGGGGGCUCCGCUACGUUGAAAUGGUUACCACGAAGGACCAAGAUGAAAUGUACAGACUGACUGAGAAGAGCCAUAGUAAUGGCGAUGGAAGCCUCCAUAAAGAAAUGCCCCUGGAUGUCAGAAAGGAGAGGUGUUUGGAUGGGGUGGAUGUCAAACUCCUGGUCCCAUCGACUAACUGUGACCCAGCAUCCCCUAGUUCGGAAACACCCCCUGCCACCACUCCUGCAGAACAAAUUGGUAAUGAAAGGGUGGAGAUGAUCAGAGCAGAAGAAGGCUGCCAUUGUAAUGGGGAGACUAGCAGGUGUAUGCGUUUUCUGGAAUGGUUUUGUGGAUGUAAGGAGGGUGCACAGAGCGUUCAGCACAAAGUAGUGCAGGAGGAUGCAAGAGUCAUUGCAGAGAUGCUGUAUGAGACACCUAGAGUUAAACUUCUCCUCAACUUGGGACUGUUAUUCGUCUGCUCUGUGGGCAUCUUCAUGUUUGUUUAUUUCUCACUGUAGUUGAACCCUGCACUGAACUAACGGGGACUGGUAUGGGGGCUUUUAUUGAGGUGAAAGUUAUGUGGGGGGCUGGGGGCUGUUACAAACAUUUGAAUCUUCAGAGAUUUGAGAAGCUCUGUCUGUAAUAUUUACAGUUGUCUUUUGUAGCUCUCUAACAGGGAUCUAAGCUUAUUCUAAUCAUUUUUUUUAAAUGAUUAAAGCUUCUCCACACAAGACAAAUUGUACUCCUUUAUGACUAUGAAGCUUAUUUGGCACUGGCGUGUCCAUUUUGUACAGUGCUUGUUGUUAAUCCUGCAUUCAGAAUAUCUACUGGUAUUUUUAGAAUUGUUGUACUCUUAAGUGAAUUUAAUAUUUGCCUUAUAUGCACUUGUCUUUUUUUGUAUGGUGAAAAACAAAUGUAUUCUGUGAUUUGAGCUUUUUUCCUCACUUGUUGAAAAUAACUGUAGGCUUAGUUGAUGGUGUAGCAUACAUACGUUUCUGUAUGAUUAUUACAUUGUAUCAGCAGAACUUCAAGUAUGUGAUUACUAUUUAAUUUUUAUUGUGCCCUGGACAGUCAUUUCAAGGUUAUUAGCAAAUUACCUAAUAAAUAUCCCAUUUAUUUUGCUGAAGAGAAUAAGUAGAAAUGAACUCUCUUUUCUUAAGGGGACCAUUAUGAAGUUUGUAAAACAAGAGUUAAUAUUAAGUGCUAAGAAGCAUUGCUUCUCUGCUGCUGUUGUAUAUGGCCAUUAUGUUUAUGGUGACUAUCAUAAAGACUGGUGUGAUUUAGCCUACUUGCAGGUAUUGCAUCAAAAAUAGUCAAGCUUACAGUAAAUGUAUGGUAUUUUGAAUAUGUACGUGCUUUGCAGCACGGGAAAUGAAGAGAAGAAGAACAAGAUUAGAAAUUGUUAUCCUUUUAAAAAAAAAAAAAAAAAAAAAAAAAAAAAGUCAUCCUAAGAGAAGAAACUUGAUAUAGUAUGGUACGUAUUCAUUUUGAUUGGCUGUCCAAUGUGUUAUCACUGUAAGGGACUUUAUAUAUUGUGAUUUCUACUAUUGUGUUUUGUUUUUAAUAUUUUUUGUGUGUGGCUGUUUUCUGUUACAUUUCAAAGCUACCAUACAGCUUUUUAUGCACUAUUAUUGUAUCAUAACAAAAAGCCACAAGUACCAAUGCUCAUGAUUCUGUAUCAAUUUACAUUUUAUGCAUCUCACAUCGGAAUCUCUUGUAUCUACUGUGUGUCAACUGUGUGUCAAUGUACCUUUAGUGCACUGCGGUCUGAAAUGUCAUUUCAUCUUGUUUCAAGUGCAUCUUUUAUAAACCUCUUACCACAUGUCUUUGUGUGCAAUGCUAAAGUAAAAGAAAACAAAAAAUAAAGAGUUCAGCUUUAUGUCCUGAAAAUGUUGUGCAAUGAAUACCACUUUUGUUUAAAGCCAUUUGAUUAACAGCUUCGUCAUAUAGUACAUUUUCAGUUAGCUGCAGAGAAUGAAAAUGCAAAGCAGAAAUGACAUUUCAGACGUUUGGUGCAGGAUUAUCACUGGAUGAGCUUACUCAUGACAUUAUCAAGGGUAAUUCAACCAGGUGCAUUAAGUUGCUGGCCUUCUGAAUUUUGGUCAUUAUUUCCACAGUGUAAGGUGUCCAGACAUCAACACCCUCACUCCCAGAAUACAAAAAAAUAAAGAAAAACAUUUUGUGUUAUAUGUAAUUUUGGAUUUGUUGAAUGACCUCAGUCCAAAAUGUCAGUGUUAUAAUGUGACAGACCAAUCCUUUUUAAUGUCAGGCAUAAAUGAUGCAUAACAUAUGGAGGAUUGAUAAGUGAUGAUUGCUGUAUGGGAAAGAGCUUUAAAACCUUUUUUCUUUCUGAGAGAAUAUACAUUAUUUUUAUGGAUUUUAUUUUUAGAGACUGAAAAUAAAGUUUCUGUGGAGACAAAAAGACAAAUGUGUACUCAUUAUUUACAGUUGGAGGAUAUGCUUUCUUGCCACACUGGCUAACAUAGUCAGUUUUGCUCAACAUUAAUUAGUUCCUUGUAAAGUCAGGUGAUUUGUUGACUUGUUGGGUACUAAAGAAUAUUGCAACACCAGAAACAUUCUUUAUUGAUCAUGUGAUUAUCAGCUGGUUCCAAGUUGUAAGAAUAUGUCAGCAUCUGUUUUAAUGAAAUAGCAGAAGGAGUUUAAUUCAGACCAGAAUAGUUGUGGACUUUGAAAUUUAUCUCAUGUGGUUUUGAAAUUUAUCUCAUGUGGUUAUGCUGAUACUCAUUUUAUUACAACUCCUGAGUAACUGCAUUAUUUGUCAGUGAUGUUUUGAAACUUAUUCCUGCAUGUGGUGAUUGAGAUUUUGUUUUCAAAAGCCCUAUAUAUUUUGGGGCUUUCUGUUAUGGUUGACCAGGAUUACAUAAACCCCAACAAGGCUUUAUUAAUCUGCUCAGAACCAGAAAAGGACUGGGUGAUUCCAAGCUUCUUUACAUAAGAUUCAACCGAUCAAAAAGCCAGGAUCAGUGGCUUACAAAUGUCCACUUCUUACCAGUUUAGAGCCAUACGUCCAUUUAUCCUGUCGACCAAACCUCACACUUCUGUAACUUUCCAUAAUUAAGAGUGGAUUAAAGGUUACCUUGUGAAAAUACUCUUAAAAAUGUAAUGCUACUUGUUAGGAAGCACAGAGGCCAAUGUGCGAAAUGCAAAAAUAAGCAAUAUCAAAAUGGCUCACAUAGUUAGGUAAUGUUCACUAAUACACUAUUUUUAAGAAUGACACAAUCAGAGCUCUUGAAUCAAUCUCUUUUAGUCAGAGGGUGGCAUUUAGAGGGCAUGAAAUGUUUUCCUAUUUGGACAGUGACUCAUAUCACUAAUGUCCUAUGACUGCCCAUAGCAACAAGUUAAAAUGUAGCAUGCACACUACAAAAGGGAGCAUGUGGGUAGCAGUUGGGAAUGAAUUGAGAAAAUAACCUGCCUUACCUUGACAAAAGCAGGUAAACACGUAACUCUAUUAGUAAUUCGCUAAAUGGAAACCUUUGUUUUAGUGUUACCUCAAAGCCUUACCUUUAGUUCCUCGCUUGAUUUCAGGAAGAGUACAUUUCUCUCAUGAAAAUGUGAUGUUGAUCUGUGCAGGAAGAUGUGAUUAAUGUUUGUGCAUCAUUCACUCAACCAUGAGUGUGAAUGACUAUGAAUGUUUCAUCAUGUGUGAGGAUGACCUUAAUUCACCUCUGCUUGAAGAGAGCUACAGCCCUUUACACCCUGCAGCAUAUGUCAAACAAAUCAUUCAAUGAAGAUUAAAUGCCUCCCAAUGUUGAUUCUGAGCUGAGAUUGGACAAUACCUUCUCUGUCCCUUAAAUGUUAUCACUACUGUGGUAUUAGUGUAUUUAUUUUCUGGGGUGGAAAGUAACCAAGUACAAUUAUUUAAGUACUGUACUUUUGUAUGGAGAACUAAAACUGAGUCAUUUUUGAUUUGAUUAGAGUAGAAGUAGAAAGUAACCUAACACUGAAAUACUCAUUAAAAAUACAAGCACUUCAAAAGUAUGGAGCCCCAAAACUGACAAAAUGUAGUAAAAGGUAAUCCGUAAUAUAACUGAAUGCAUCAAUAAAUAAUAUUGUUAAAUCAUUAAAAUGGAGUGUAAAACAUGAUAGCUUCAUACUUUUCUUUUAACCUCCAAUCACUUGGUAAAAGACUGAACUGUAGUCUACAGGCAUGCUUGCGGUUCUGUUAAGCUGUACUUAUGCAACCAGUGCUUUGAGCUAAAUGCUUGAUUUAUCUUGAUUCAGCGUGUUGGCCUGCUAACAUUUGCUAAGUAGCACUAAACAAGAACUACAGGUAAGGAUGAUGGAAAUGUCAUUAGUUUUUCAGGUAUUUGGUCAUAAAUCAAAAGUAUUGGACAAAUUACAAUUUGAUCUGAUUAGGGGGCUGAAGGCAAAGUCAAUCAAAGUGAUUACAAUUCAUUCUGAAGGGGAACAUGAAUGUCUGUACCAAAUUUCAAUCCAUCUGAUAUUGAGAUAUUUCACUCAAAACAAAGACCUGCUGGUGGCGAGGAUCACAAAAGUCAUUAGGAUACAUCCUGUGGGGAUCAUGAAUGUUUUUGUAUAAAAUUUAGUUCAAAUACAUUUAGAUGUUCAAAUAUUUCACAGGAUAAGUGAAACCUUUGACCUGCUGGUGGCGCUUAAUCACCCAAGUCACCUGUGUACAACCUCUGGAUACAAUGGAUAUCUGUACCAAAUUUCAUGUAAAUUAGUAAAAUAGUUGAGAUAUUUCAGUAAGGCAAAAGUGCGCUAGAGGAAAAGUCAAAGGAUCACCAAAGUCAGAGGAUUCAUACUUUGGAAACCAUGAAUAUCUGUACAAAAUGUCAUUGCAAUUAAUUUUAAUAGUUGGUGAGAUAUUCCAGACUGGACCAAAGUGGUGGACUGAUCGAGAGACUGACAUUGCCACUAGCAUGGCUAAAAAUUCUAUUGUGUAAAAAAUUAUAUAGCUUUAUACUUAAUACUUUUCCAUUAACCUCCAAUCAGUUAGUAAAAAAAUUAUAAAAUAAUUUUAAAAUUAUAGAUUAAACUUCCCAAGACUAUAAGCAGUUAAAAUUAGCUAAACCCCUACCAGCUACGAAUAUUGCAUUUACCUGUUAAUGCAUCAUGCAUCUCCAGUUCUUUUGAUGCUUUAAAUGCAUUUUGUUGCUAAUACUUCUGUACUUGACCUUGAAUACAGGACUUGUAAUAUUAUUUUAUAAUGUUGUAUUGCUACUUUUACUUAAGUAAAUGAUCUGAAAACUUCUAAAGUUUUAUAGAUCAUCUUUACAACUUUAGCCAUUUUUAAAAGAUGGAUAGCUCUCACGUAAAUGCACUUAUUCAGUGGAUACUCUACCUGUGCACAAUAACCCGUGCUUGUGUUUCCCCUCUAAUUGUAUACUUAAGCUCUCUGUGUUGGUGUUAUUUACAUUACUGCUGUAAGACACAACACACACUUCUGAGUUUGACAGUGCUUCAAACAAGUUUGAAUUCUCUUUGUAACUUAUUAUCAUUCUGUGUCUCUUACACACUUUGCUUACUCCUCCACAAACCCCCACCCGACUCAUACCCUCCCUCUUUCCCAAAAGGAAAAUAAUGAUAUUGUCCUUGUGGAAAAGUACUGGCAUCCAGGCUAUGCUUUGUCCAUUGUAUAUUUUGGACAGUGAAAACACAGACAAUAGUCUGAAACAAAUGCUUCAAAUGGCUUCACAGCGUUGGAAUGAUGAUAUUAUUAGAUGGAAUUAAUUAGGCUGUAUGCAUUAUAAUCUGUCAACAGCUUUGUGUAACAUGCAUAAAAAAAAUAAAAAUUGUAAUUUUAUAUGAAUGUAAUUAUAUAUUGUAUAGUUAUUUUUAUGCGGGGGGGAUUCAUCAUCAGCAUAUUCAGUGAAGCCAGGAGACAAAGUAUGCCAGUCUUGCAACUACCAAGCCCCAUUGCAUACAAGAACAUAGCCAAAUACGCACAAUAUUUUAAAUGGUCCAAAAGCCUAUCCAUUUUUUGCAGCAAGAGUAUCAGUGUGAUAUUAUUGUUUAAUGAUAAUGUUAAACUGCUUGGCAGCAGCUCAUAAUAAACCAAACUGUUUACCUUGAGCUGGGUGCUCAAGUUAUAUUAAGCUCAGGGGUUGAGGAGGUAACGUUCGUUGACCAUGAUGCUCGGCAUUAUUUUAAUAAUUAAUAAUUAUUCAGUAUUGCUAAUUAUUUCUCAAAACUUCCUCAAGCAUUCAAUUCUUAGGUAAAUAACAACAGGAAAAUGAUUUCAAAUGUUUUUAUAUUUUGCAUCUGGCAGAAAGUGCUGUGCAAGUCUGCAGCAGGAAGCGCUGCAGCACCCGCAGAACCCCUACUUCUCACAGCCCUGAAGCUGGGGGAAACAGCUAGCCUGGCCCUCAAAGCUCAAAAUUCUGCGUACCAUCACCUCUAAGGCUUACUACUUAUCUUAUGUUGUUUUUUAAAUCUGUACACAAUAGAAAUAUAAAAUCGACAAGUUGUAGUGUUACAUAGUUACGCUGAAACUAUGUUUUAGCAGGCAGCAGCUAGGUGCCGUAACUUCCUGGAGCCAAGCUAAGCUAAUUGCUUUGGCUCUGGCUCCAUAACGCAGAGACAUGAGAGUGGUAUCGAUCGUCUCAUCUAAUUCAAAAAAGCACAUAGGUCAAAUUAUUCCUUUUACUUCCCACUGCCUGCCAAUUAACUGGGGACAGCACUGUCAAAAAGAGGUCCAUCGCUACUUUCCACAAUGUUUCUUUUGUUACUCUGUUGCUGCAUGUUUCCAUUGUUUGUGAUUCAGUAUUUGUUGUUUUUUAUUAUCAUUUAUGCAUUUAUUUUUAUAUAUCCCUCAUGUUCCUGCUUUUGCCUUUUGUGUUCUGUUUUUUUCUUAUGAUCUGAAAAUAUCAUCCACCACAUCAAGAAAUAGAAGUUUGCUCUUGUAGAGGGUCUGUCUUUAAAGGUGGUGGUGGCUAAAUGGAGUGGGGGAUAAAAUACAUUAAAAUAAUACAUUUACAGGUAACAGAGGUAGCUGCAUUUCCUGGUGUAUGUUUAAAACUAACUAUGAUACUUAAGGUUGGUGGACUGUGUAAACACCUGGGACAAUGAUGGAAAUAAGUCCAGGACGUUAUUGUUCUAUUCCUAUAAAUAUAUUAGACUGUUGUCGAUAAAGCAAAAAGCAAAAACUUUACCUGUGAAGGUGAGGUAAAGGCUGUUGUAAGUAUAUUUACAUUUGAAACACAAUUAUAUCAAUGUUUAUGCUUUCACUUCAUGCAUAUUUUGGUAUUUAUUGCAUUUUGUGAUUUGAACUGUGUUUUCUUAAUGUUUGUGCUUUCACUUUUGUAUUUGUUUUAUGCUUACAGUAGUAAUGCACUAUUCUUUGAUCCAGCAGCUGCAUCCAGAUGCACAUUGCAUCUUGUUGAGCUGGGGAGGAUGUGACAACUUUGCAAGUUGGGUUUACAAGGCACAAGCGUCAGAAUGCCUUUAACUCCAUAUGUUUCUGUCAACAGAGAGGCAGUACCAUUCAUGCAACAGCUGGGUUCAACAGGGAUGAGUGGCAGUUAGGCAGUUCAGGGUGGAGAAUUGUGGGCAUUAGGCCUGCUGACCUCUCUCUCUAAUAGACAGAUGCAAAUUUCCCAUCCCUUCCAUCAGGAUAACCCAUUCAGUAUCAAUUCUGCUUCACAAGGAGUCCUGGGUACAUAUUGAAAACAAACAAUAAAACUAUGAACACACUGAAACAUAUUAAACAAUAGUAACAGUCAGCACAGUCAUCUGCAAGGCUUAUAUUGAAAAGCCUGGAGACUAGUUUGUUCUCUUGUAGGGCUCUUCAGCUGGUGAGGCUCUUGAACGCAGCCUUUUUGAAUACAGGGGUUUCCAGAAAAUUAGGACCCAAAAUCCAAAAUCCUUUGCUGUUGACUCGGUGCGACCAUUGGGCUGGUGGUGGAGCCCACAUAAACAGUUCUGUCAGGUAUUGGGGGCCAAUAUGAUGCACAGAUUUGAUUUGAAGACUGUAACACAGUUACUUUAAUUCUGUUAACUAUGCUUUCAAUACAAGCCAUUUGCAGAAGUUUGACUAUCUUUGUAUGGUCUUUCAGAGUCUGGCCUGUCAUAAGGCAAGACGCUCUGUUGAUAGACAUGCAGCUCUGCUGAAAUAAGUAAUUCACUACCAAUGUUUUCUUUACCAGUGAUGCCAAUGUAAACUGCUUCAUUUUUUAACAUACUUCAGGUGGUUUGAUGAUAAGCAUACCGGCUGCACAAGCUAGUCAAUCAGCUCACUUGGUGAAGUCUCUGUUUGUGAGGAAAACCUGCAUUGCUUUGCAUUACCACGCAGAUGGCUGCCAGUCUCUGGCCUGUAAAGGAAGUGCAGCGGAUGUCCGCAAGUCCACAAACUUUCUAGGACCUCAGCACUUUGCAUCUAGGAAAAUCAGAGAUUUGAGUGAUCAGUGAAUAUUGAUGCAUAGUGUAUGAGUGAGUAUUACUAUAUAAAACUUAAUGUUUUAUUUUGUCUACUCCUAUUAAUUAUGAAUUACCUCAACCAUAUCAUUGCAACUAAAGGAUGAAAUCAUGGUUAUUAAGACUAUACUACAACUAAAAAUGAAAGUGACAGAUCUGUUUUCUGAUAUGAGCUGAGCUAGUUAUUGUUAUUAGCAAGUUACAUAUGUACAUAUUACAUAACGUUUUACGUUUGUUUUCCCAUCACAAUGAAUACCUUUUUUGCACUUAUUUAGUCAUUUAAUGAUUUUUAAACUAAAAAUGUCUAUGUUAUUCAUUCUUAUUGGGAUGAGAACAGAAGCAGCUGUUUAGGGAAUGUGGAGCAAACACAUAGUCAAUGCGUUCCUGUCAUUCCCCGUGCACAGCCCCGACUAAACUAUAGAGGCAUGCCUGGUAUUCUGGCAUGAAUCCAUGGAAUAGGGCUUAAAUGGCAAAAGGAAAUAUUUACCUCCCUUAGUAAUAACAGUGGGAAGAAUAGUGUAUAGGGCAGCAACAGGAGAAUCAAUGACGCAUGCGGCCUUUUCCCGUCUUUAUGGGUCAAACUGACCAGUGACAACAACAUUCUUGAUUAGUGACAAAUCAACAGCACGCCUGAGUGUCAAGUGUAAACUGCUGAUAAAGAGUUUGCUGAUAUGAAAACACUUAGUUAUUGAUAUGAUGCAGAAACUAAUAGCAGUUUAGUUUGUAUGUAAUGAAGCAAACCCUAUCAGUUCUCAUUCUUAGAGAAAAACAAUCCUUAUCAUAUUUGCCACAUGGUCCCUUAAUAGCAUGGGACUAUGAACUCACUGCCACGACAUCCAGAAAGUAGGUGAGGGUGUAUGGACAUUUAUAAGACAGUAGAGAGGGAGACAGUGAUGGCUCAGGUUAGAAACAUGUAAUAUUUCAAGCCUUCUUGUACUAACAUGUUUUGCAUUUUCCUGGAAGAAGCAGUGUCAUAAUUGUGUAUGAUAGAACUAGGCAUUUCACCAAAUGAUAAAUAGCAGUGUUAUCAUAGCUUUAAAAGGCUACUACUUUCGAAAUAUAUGAUUUCAAAUGACUUUAGAAAUCUUCUGUUUGUCUUAUGUCAUUGUUUUAAAUACAUUAGCUAUGAAAAAUGUUAGGAAAAUGCUAGUUAGUCCUCGUAAACUUUUGACUUUUAAAAGUAAGCCAUGAUGUUUUGCAAUACAUACUUUGCUGUCAGUUAAACUGAUUAUCAAACUGAGCACUGAGUAACCUAAGCACUGCUGCAGGUGUGUCAGUGUGAUCCAAUUUAAUGCAAAACAGAUUAAACGAAAAUAUGAUGGCUAGUCCUCUUUACUUAAUUAUUGACCAUUAAAAGUAACCCAUGCUGUUUUAAUAAAUACCAUUGAUACUCGAUCAGUUCAUUUAUUGACAGAUCUGCUGGAGUUAUGGUAGCGACGUAUAUCACUAUCUAUCUAUGCCUGGACGCCGCCCAGUCAAUAAAAAGUAAUUGUACUGGUUUACCAGACACUCCUGACUGUUCUGGAACAAAUUUAUGUGAUUAAACAGGAAGACAAUUAUCAUUCUAAUUUUCAACCAAUCAUCUUUUUAAAUCUACGUUACCAGUUUUGUCUCUCUGUUAUUGUAGUCUAAACUGCUUUGCCCCUCAACCACCCCAUUGCCCCACAGCCAUCACCAGUGUCAGGCCUCGUCAAGGUGUCCAUUUAUUUUUAGGUUGUAACAUUACAAAUUGAUCAAAUUGAUGUGGUCAUCACCUCUUUUUUAAAGAAAGCAUCUGUUCACUUGUGGUGUCUUUACUGACAGAAUUGUCAAAUGACUGACGUGUUGCACAAAUUCCUUGGACCUAAGGUAAAUGUGACUGUAACUUUACUCUUUGGUUAAAGGGGUUAAUCAAGCCUGCUGUCUAGCAGCAUGUUGUCAUUUUUUGAUACUACCACAGGGGCCACCAAAGUUAGAACUUUUCAAACUCUACACACAGCUUUAACAAGUCAAUUGAUAAACAAAUUUAUAGCAGAAACCCAGUGAAUGUGUACAAAGAAAGAAAGGAGUGAAGGGGAAUAGUCUUGACAAACUGUUGGUUGGUUUUAUCAUGAAAUAUUCUUGCCCACUCUUUGUAAGUAGCUGUCUAUCAAACAGCAAUUAAUCAUCUUUGUGACUCAACUGUACUUGGCUGUCGGCCUAUGUUUUGUGCUGAGUUGAGAGAUUUGCAGAGGUGGAGCAUGGGAAAAUAGCUAUGCUAACUAUCAAUAACAAGGGUUAAAUGCAAAUGCCAAGAAGUUCUUUGUUUAGAGCCAAGUAGUCAAAACACAAAGUGGGUUUAGAUUCAGAUACGUGGAUCUGGCCAAUCACAAUAUGGCCUCUCGAUAAAAGAAAGUUAAAAGUAUCAAAAUGAGCAGUGAUUAACUCUUCCAGGAUCUCUGUUUUGAACAUGGAUUACAGAUUCCUCCAGGUCUGUCAAUGCCGGGCAGACAUGUCAAAUGAAUCUUCACUUACAGCUGCAUCGCCAUGCAACAAUAAUGUAACUUUGACUGUCAUGAUAAAAACAGUGUGACUUUAACAUGUAACUGUCACAGUAUCUCUGGAUAAUCUGUUCCAUUAUGAAACUCCUGAUGGUCUCAAAUCUAACCCUAACCCUAAUCCAUAAUAAACCUGGCCCUGAAUCUAUAUUGAUCACUGCUCUUGUUAGGCCAGAGUUCAGGUGUAUUUACCUUUACAGCAGCUCAGUGAGAUAACAGAUGUGAUCAUCACCUGCUCCAGGAAAAGGGAGUGGUAACAGAAGCAAGAAGCAUAAUGUACGUAUGUGGAAAAGUACUGCUGCAUUGUCCUUCAAGGUCAAACAAAUCAGAAGGGAGAGAUAUGGAGGAUGACUCCCAUCCCAUCCAGCAGUAAUUGUGCUCAUUCAUUAUGCUGACUCCUUACUUACAGAAGACUGGUUUAUGUUCAUGCUUUAUGAAUGACAUAACACCAGUUCCCCACAAGCACACACAUACACACACUAACAUAGACACUUAACAUGUGAGGCAACAGAACACGCUUUGGAUGAGUGCAUUCAUGUCAAUGUGCAUAAAUAAGUAAGCACAGCAUACGGUGUCAGUGUGUGUGAAUCUGCAUUUCAGAGUUUAUGUAACAUUCAAGCCUAGCAGGGGGGUUUAUGGUUCACUGGCUACUUUGGCACUGCCCUCUCUUUUGCAUAUGCCAGUUGCUUUGGGGUUUCCGUUGCUGUUCUGGUCCGUCUCUGACCCCUGAUGUUUAAUCCAGCCAGGCUUGUGAUGAUGUCAGAUGGCCUUUGGUUAUUUCAGUCAUAGCUUUGCUGUCCUUAACUUGUUUACACCCAGGGGGGAGCUGUAUUUCACAACAUUUUUGAUGUACUUUGAAUUAAUCAAGUAUUUCUAUCAUAUGGGCCUUUUUGCAUAUUUAAAGUAUGUUGAGGGUAAAAGUAUUCCAGCUUUAAAGCAUUGUUCGGUAACAUGAUAAGGUACCCUUUAUAAAGGGUUUAUAAGUUGUAAUUAAUUGUUUCCUUAAUGGUUGACUAAUGCUUUACAGAUAAGUUGUAAGCCAUUAAUAAGAACAACUUUUGGGUGGCCAGAUUGUGAAAAAUUCCUUUGAGUGGUCGGACCAUUUGACCACUUAUUUGGACCAAAGGGUCCUUUACAAAGGGUGCCUUAUUAGAAAGUUUUAGAAAAUGUUACAGAAUAACGCUUUGAAGCUGGAAUACUUUUAACCUCAAUAUGCAAUGUUGCAUCAAAUUAUACCAGGGUGUUUCUGCCAUUGCAAAAAAUUUGUCUGCUAUAGCUUACUGCUCUGAGUGAGUUUACUUCGUACAUAAUGUGGGAAGGAUAACAAAGCUGUUUAGGUUGAUGCAGUACCCCUGUCCUUCAUUGUGAAAAGCAUCAGAUGUUCUGGUCCCCUGUUGUCAGUUCAUUUCAACACACAUUGUGUUGUAACAGGCUUUCAUCACACUGAGCCAACAGAGAAAUUCCUGAUCUUCUAAAGAAACAUUAAGUUGUGAAGCAUGAGAUUGAGGAAAAAAUCCAGGGUCAUGACAAUGUGGAGGUUUGGAUACACUUAGAAUAUUUUAUAAUAAGCCCAUAUUUGCACAUGCAAAUUUUCACUUGUAGGUUUUGCACGUGGAAAGCCCUGCAUUUGCAAUGUAGAUAACAUUCCCUUUUUUAUUUCAUAAAACCUUUUUUUGCAUAGAACAGUUUAACAUUUUAAAAGACAUAUUGCACAUCAGAUUAGGGUCU